This is a messenger RNA of Penicillium verhagenii, 1785 nucleotides long. RefSeq lists its product as uncharacterized. The transcript is spliced from 2 exons. NCBI's taxonomy places the organism in Eukaryota, Fungi, Ascomycota, Eurotiomycetes, Eurotiales, Aspergillaceae. The record is from RefSeq and is a predicted model, not a curated record. Bases 1 to 1785 code for a protein of 594 amino acids.
AUGCUGUCCGUCGCCCUCCGCCCUCCCGACCGGACCGCUUGGAUGAAUGAAGUGUGCAAUGGACCUGGGUGGCCUUUAACUCCCAACGAUUUGACCAUGCACUCCACGACCAUCAGGAACGAACAACGACCUCGCUCCCAACACUCCGAUGCCGUUUCUCCCGGCCCAUCCUCAGUCAAGCUUCGUCGACGAGCCUCGCAAGGUUCCCUCCGCACCAAACCAUCUCCGGUUUCCCGCUUUCUUUCCAAGGGCAGCGUGGCCGUUAAUUUCCCUUCGUGGGAACAACGCAACUCAGGUUCACCGCUUCGCAUUGAAUCUCGAACAAGGUCGAGCGAUUCUCGGUUGCGACUGUCGACCACAGUGUCUCGCGGGCCGAGACCACUAACGGCUUCCUCCACACAAUCCUCGCCUUGGAACUCACCAAAAUCGUAUCAGAGUGACUACCCCACUACAUUACCUCCCACACCACCAGAGGACGACAGUAACAUUGCCUGGGAUCCGAAGUCGGAUAUGCUGUUGUUUGAUGCUCAUUCUCACCACCGCCCGCCCAUGAUGGAUGAAGUUCCAGGCAUGAACGGAAUGAACACAUCACCUACCACUGGUCCCUCAGAUACACUAAGCAGUCCAUCUGACGGGUUAUCCCAUGGCUCGUCUAGCUCAAAUGGUAGCCCUGGCCCCUCGGAUGAGAUGGACUGCCAACAGGAUGUUGGCUCUUGGCUAGAUCACGGAAUUAAUGUCACUGUGUCGUCAUUGGCCAUGUCAAACCCACGAGCGGACGCCGUCAAAAUCGUCUCGCAAACCCUCCCAUACCCACGCACUUCCGACCAGUCCAUUUCCACACCCAGGACUGACAGCAUCUUCUCCUCCAUUGUUCAGGCUGUACACAACCACCUCCAGCCUGGCCAGUCACCAUAUAUCAACGUCACCCAUGCCGUUCCCGAACAAUUCAGUCUAUCCAACCUUCCUCAUUCUCCCCCAAGCACUCCUCGCUCUCCAACUGCUGCUGAAGACUACUUCAACGCCACCGUCUUCUCCAGCGCCGCAGUAGUAGGUGCCUACCACGACUUCCGUGGACCUCUCCAACGGCACCUCGCCCACGCUCCCAUGCCCGUUGUUCCUCCCCACAGCGUUCACAUUUCCGUCCUGGAGCGGUAUCUCCCACCACCGUCCGCCCAAGAAUAUCGUGAUGUCUUUUGUCACACCCGCCCCUCCUUCCUUGUCGAUCGUCUCAGUGAGCUAUCUCCGAACGGCGGCUCCCUUCUCUUCGUAUACCCGACCAAGAAAGGUGCAUCCACCUUCAAGUCACAAUAUCUUGGUCCCAUCCUCGAUCCCCUCCUGCGACAAUUGGUCGUAGUCAAUGGAUUAUCCGCGGACGUGGGCCGCUAUCUGGGCAAGAUGUCAACGGUGUCUCAGAUGGACGAUUUCGCUACGAUGAAGGCGAACAUGAUCUCUUUGUGUGAUGCUUUGAGCUCGCCAUCCUCACAAUUCGAAGUAGCUGACGCUGGCCGGUCCAGCGCUCAUCUGGACCGAAAUCUCUGGGUGGAAUGGUUUAUUCACCAGGAGAAGGCCCGCAUGAAGGAGGUCCUCAGCAUGCACUGGCAGAAUAGCCGUCGCCCACCGGUCACCAAGACCUCGAAUUCCGGCAUGGGCGAUGGCAAGGAAGUCACAUCGGCCAUGCUUCUGAGUGAGAUCUUCGAAGGGAUCCGCAAGCGACCCUAUGGCGAGGACAGCGAGCCUCACGACGGAGUUGAGCUUGGUGUAUUCGUGAUCCGCCGAACCCAUUAA